AUGUUUUCAGUUUGUACAGCCAUAGGCUCUAUAUUUCUACUAUUCAGUUUUCUUUUAGAGUUCUUUCUCAUUAUUGGCAACGUAUCUCCCAAGCCAUUGAUCAGAGAUGUUUACUUUGCUCAAGCGUGGAACACGGGUCAAGGAAGAUCCUACAAUUUUGGUCUCUGGAACUACUGUAAUACAGACAACGCUGGUUAUGUUACGUCGUGUGCAAAAACAAGCGCUGCUUAUAACUGGGCCCAAGCUCCUGGAGUUAACCAAGCUGUACCUGGUAUGGCCAACAGUUAUGGAACAAAGGGCGUAUUUUUAGCUUUGUUCAUCUUGCUUUUUAUUGCAAUGGGUCUCAGUUUCAUUUUUUGGCUUAUGAGUUUGCCUAUCUGUUGCUCUAAUCGCCGUGGUCUGGGUUACUCGAUGACUACUCUUGUCUUGAUUAACUUUUUCAUCAUGCUCGCUGCUCUUAUCCUUGCGUUGGUGUUGGUCAUUGGCGGUAUACGACAACUGACACGAGCAGAUCGAACCUGGAGUGCUCAAGCUGGUAACUCUGUAUGGAUCACCAUUGGUGCGGUUGUGUCUCUGUUCUUGUCUUUCCUUUGUUAUUCUGGCGGUGUUUGCUGCUGUAAGCCUAAGAAUGAUGGUUACUACGGCAAAUCCAGCAGAAGAAGAAAGAAAAAUGAUUAUGAAGCAGAUUAUGGAUACAACAAUGACUACAACAACAAUUACGGUCGGGAUGCCGGUUAUGCUGGUGCUGGUUAUGCUGCUGGAGCUUAUGGAACUGAAUCCUCUGGAAAGGCAAAGCGUAGCUGGUGGCCAUUCGGCGGUCGUAAGAACAAGCAAGUCAAUCCUGAUUACAAUAAGGAAUACGACAGCAACAACAACUUUACGAGAACCGACAACAACAACUAUACGAGAGCGGACAACAACACGGCUGCUGAUAACAGCAAUGCCGUCCGAAAUGACAAUGUUGGUACGACCACUGACAAUAGCAACUUAUAUUCUGGAACAAACCAAGCAUACAACACAAAUGAUGCGACUCAAGGAGACACUAUGCUUCAACAAUCUUACAUGUCCCCUACUGCAGAGCAACAAAAUACUUACGGCGAAACGGCCUACAACACAACUGCUUACAACACGACUGCUAACGGCGGCGCCACUGUCAAUGAUGCAACUCAUGGAUAUCAGACGCCAGUGCUUGAGCCCGCUAACCUUGCAGCACGCUAA
Molecule: messenger RNA, 1218 nt
Organism: Mycotypha africana
Lineage: Eukaryota; Fungi; Mucoromycota; Mucoromycetes; Mucorales; Mycotyphaceae
Product: SUR7/PalI family-domain-containing protein
Exons: 2
Coding region: 1-1218 (405 amino acids)
Biological process (GO): fungal-type cell wall organization
Cellular component (GO): plasma membrane; cell cortex of cell tip
Source: RefSeq, a predicted model, not a curated record